Notolabrus celidotus (New Zealand spotty) is the source of this 1742-nucleotide messenger RNA. RefSeq names its product crystallin, beta A1, like 1 (gene cryba1l1). The coding region runs from base 117 to 1229 and encodes 370 amino acids. The transcript has 7 exons. Gene Ontology annotation, biological process: lens development in camera-type eye; visual perception. Lineage: Eukaryota; Metazoa; Chordata; Actinopteri; Labriformes; Labridae. Gene Ontology annotation, molecular function: structural constituent of eye lens. The record is from RefSeq and is a predicted model, not a curated record.
UCUGCAUAAGUCUUGGCUCCAACAUUGCAUUACAUCAGCGCCCAUGGAGGCAGUGUUUUGGCUUCAUAUCUUAAAGUGGGCUGAAGUGAAGGCAUGAUGUCCAUUCUAUACAUCUAAUGAUUCCACACUAUCAGCAGCCAGUGAGCUCUGGACAGAUAUUUCAGCGUUGGUGUACUGACCCAUCCCGCUAUCCAUCCUCAGCAGGGCCUCUCUGCUCGCUUGUUAAUCCCCUCAUUCUUCCAACCGAUCCUAGCCCUUUGUGCCGGGGCACGCGCCGGACUGCUGACCGGGGUCGGAACAUACCAGCGCACCUUUGUUUCCAGAGCACCAGCAGCACUAUGGGAUCUGCUGAGCUGGCCUCUGUAGCAGGACAACAGCGUCCAGGGACCACAGCGCCGACGCGGGAGCGCGCCUCUAUGCUGCUGUGCCCAAUGGAUGGAGUGCACAGUCCCAGUUGGGAAAAUGCACGCGCACAAGCAGGCGCGCUCCCUGACCGUCCGUAUAAAACUGAAGCGCCAGGUGCUCUCAAAGCUCUACGCGAGGCAAGUGGUUGGUGUGUUUCUCUAGAGUUCAUCCUUUUAAGUGCAAAAGUAGGAGUCAAGAUGUACAGAACUACAAGGUCCCCCAUGAUGCAGCCUCUGGUCAACUCAGGAAUGGGCAUGGCUCCUUUCUUCAAGGUGACCGUGUUUGAGCAGGAGCAUUUCCAGGGCAAGUGCCUGGAGUUCACCUCCGAGUGCUCCAACAUUCAGGAGUGUGGACUGGAUAACAUCCGCUCCAUCAGGGUGGAGAGUGGAGCCUGGGUGGGUUUCGAGCACCAUGACUUCCAGGGCCAGCAGUUAAUCCUGGAGAGAGGAGAGUACCCUCACUGGGAUGCUUACAGUGGAUCCCUCUCCUACCACGUGGAGCGCCUCAUGUCUCUGCGCCCCAUCGUCUGCGCUUCUCACCAAAGCAGUCGCAUGAUCAUCUUUGAGAAAGAGAACUUCAUGGGCCGCAGUGUGGAGAUCUGCGACGACUACCCCUCUCUGCAGGCCAUGGGCUGGAUCAUGCCAGAGGUUGGCUCCAUGCACGUGCAGUGCGGCGCCUUUGUGUGCUACCAGUACCCCGGCUACAGGGGUCAGCAGUACAUCAUGGAGUGUGAGAAACACAGUGGAGACUACCAGCACUGCAAGUCCUGGGGCUCCCACUGUCAGACCCCUCAGAUCCAGUCCAUCAGGCGUAUCCAGCACUGAGAGGAGGACAGGCUGAGACUGAGACAGCAACCCCAUCUUUAACCGAUAACCCCCUCCUUUCUUUUUCUCUUCAUUGUUUUCUUCCUCUCGACUUGAGAGCCACCCCAACCCAUCUCUCCUCCACCACCACUACCGCUGCCAGAGUGUGAUAAGAGACAAUAUCGCACUGUUAAAGCACAGGGAAACAUGUUCCACAUACACACACAUGCUGACUUAGCUGACACUCACACUGUGUCUUUUUAUUUGGUUUAGAGGUCCCUGCACACUUACACACAAACACUUUCCUGGGCUGUACUCUCACCUGAGCCGAGUGAUGACGAGUGGAAAAGUUCUUCAGCGAGUGGGAACUCAUCAGAAGGGAGAUGAAGCUCCAACAUGGCGCCGUGACCAGAAAACCUCCUCCUGAGCUGCCCUCACUCUCCUCAGUGUAGCAGAUGUGCUGCAGUGCAGCUCAGAUGUGUUCAGUUGUUGUUGUGUAGGAGGUCGAUCCACAGGUUAUAGCUAAUAAACUCA